Molecule: messenger RNA, 8005 nt
Organism: Formica exsecta
Lineage: Eukaryota; Metazoa; Arthropoda; Insecta; Hymenoptera; Formicidae
Exons: 4
Coding region: 1285-5820 (1511 amino acids)
Biological process (GO): regulation of mRNA processing; regulation of transcription by RNA polymerase II
Cellular component (GO): nucleus
Molecular function (GO): sequence-specific DNA binding
Source: RefSeq, a predicted model, not a curated record
GACGAACCCACGUUACUCCCGAUUGUGAUUCCUCGCGGAGGGAGGGAAGGUCUCGGUGCGCUCGCUGUUGAAUUAUAUCCGCGGAGAACUUAUCUGUACGGAUCGACCGCGGAGUCGCGUCGGUGGUCUCCUCUCGACAUUCGUCAAGCGAAAUCGAUAAACGGGGACGUCGCGAAAGAGGGAGAGAGAGAGAGAGAGAGAAAGAGGGACGGGCGCUUACGCGCGCACGUUACGAUUCGCGUCGUGAAAGGUAGGAAACGAGGACUCGCGGAUGGAAGGAGAGAGAUAAUCGCGGGAGUGUGACAGCGACCGUGGUGUGGACUCGACUCGGCGUAGAAAUUCGCACGACGACGUUUCUCUUAGCGCGUGAGUCUUUCCUGUCAAGGGGAUCCCGCGUCCUUCGUCUCGUACUCGGCGCGAUCUCAAUGGAAUGUCGUGGUCGCGCGACGACGUAUCAUAGUAGUAACCUUGAGACGACACCGCCAAGGUAACCAGCUUCCGCGAGAACGAUCGUUCCCGUUCGUUCCCGCGUCCUCGCAUCGGCCCGUCGUCGAAUACCGGAGCGGCGCGAUUAUCCGCGAAAUGCGAAGAAGAGCUCGAGCGUACCUCGAUCGAUAGGCGCACGGCCUUCGUCGGACUGACUUCCUCGCGCACGCAACGCGAGCGAAGGCGCUCGUCAUCGGGGAGCACGUGCACCGACGACGACGACGACGUCGGCAGGUUGGAUCGGUCGGUCGAUCGUCGCCAGGCAACCGGGGAGAAGGUCGAAGCAUGUGAUUACCACGGCGGUCUCAUCGAUCACGCGCCCGAUCACCUUGAGGGAGAGGGAUGUUGCGACCGUUGAACGGCAGGAUCACUUAACGGCGGCCGGAACGUCGAUGGCCGACGCGACGACGGGGUUGCCGGACGAUGAACGGUAAGGGUGGCAUAUAGUGACAGGUGGAUAUCGCUAACCGCGCGAGAAAGUAUACGCGCGCCGCCGCCGUGGGAACAGCGAGCGUGAGGGACAGACAGGUAGGAAGCCGUAGCACAGGUGGUGGUGGCAAGGACGGAUAGCGAGGAGAGAAAGAGAGAGAGAGAGAAGAAUAGCCGUGUACUAUACUGUCCUGGGGAGGGAGGGCCGAGCCCCUGCGAGGACUUUAAAAAAAAAAAAAAAAAAGUAUACAAUGAAGAGAGAGAAGGUAUGACAUGUCAGUGUAGCAAAUGACACGUAAAGAGGGAGAGAAGGCGAGAGUGAGAAAGAGGCAAACUUAAAGAGAGAACGGACGCACGAAACCGCGAAUAAUGAAGGAACACGGAAAUAAACAUCCGGCGGAACCGGCGGCGAAGACACUAAAGUCGCUGCUUAAGAAGCCCGGCCAAACGAAGGCCAAGUCGCAGAAGCAUCGCGUGGUGAUCAACGAGAAGCUGAACGAGUUCUUCGCGGCCGAUUACAUCAUACUGAUCAAGGAGGAGUGCUGCGCCGAUUACGAGGAGGACUGCGACUGCUGUUACCAGGAGCACGAGUUCAUGCGGCUGGGCAAUUGCAAGGAGUGCCGGGCGGAAUUGAACCUGCACUUUGGCCUCGGUAACGGCAGAUACGGCGAGAUGCCGAGGGGGGUAGAGCAGACGUUGCGCGAGACCCCCGCGCGUCCUGGAACCCGCGGCAAGAGUCAGCAGGGUCGCGAGGACUCGCAGGAGGACGACGACGAGGAGGACGAGGAGGAGGCGGACGACGGCGAGGAGGAAGAGGACGACGAGGAGGAGAGGGAGGACGAGGAGGAGGACGAGGUUGAGAACGUCGACGGGAAGACGGUGAGGACGGCGACGGCGACGGAGAGGACGACGACGACGACGUUGAUGGAAGGGAAGGACGCGAGCGAGCGAAAGGACGCGGAGGACGGGACGAAGGGACGCUCCCGAUCGAAGGAGACCCCUCAGGAUUCUCAGGAUGAGAACGGGAGCGUGGUUCAGCCACCGCCAACGCCGCCACCGCGGCACGAGCAGCAGGAAACUCUCAGCCCUCCGGAGGGUUACAAAGACGUCUGCUCCAACAGCGAGAUCGCCAACGAGACGGAGCAGCGUAGCCGUACGUGCACGGAGUGCAAUUAUUAUCAGCAACAGGCAACGCAGGACUGCGAAUCGCAAGCGAAAGAACAUGGAAAUAAGCAGGAUACGCAAGACAACAAGGACACGGUGCACGAGGAUUGUCAAAGAAAUUUGCAAGAAAGACUGGAUAAACAGCAUCGAGCAUCUCUCCCUGAUUUGCAUCAUCGUUAUCUCGUGGAAACAAUAACGAUGACAACUGUUACGGAGCGGCGUAUCGUGCGGGAAAUUAGCGAGGAGGAGCGAAAGGAUUGCUACGGACGACCCGACACGGAUAAAGACAAGAAUGUUUGCGACGUUCCGAGGGAUAAUGGUUUUAAUCCGGCGCUUUGUCCCGGGACGAGCGUUCACGAGAAUGCAGGGCAGUUGAUCGCGCCGCGGUGUAACGAGUCGGAUGUCACAGAGGAUCGUGAAAUCGAACACGCGAACACCAAAAAUCCUACGACAGGCAACGACAAAAGGGAGGCGACAGUGGAAGCGGAACGCAUCAGCGAUCAAACGACGACAACGACGACGACAACGGCGGGCGAGCAGUCGCGCGAGCAGGACGCGAAAGAGUUGUCCCUCAUGUUCAAGCUAGGCAACGUGUCCCUCGCCAGUAACAGCCUGAAGCCGAAUUCUGCGGUGAGACAACUUUUUCCUAACCCGAAGUUCAUCUCGCCACCGCCGGCGCCUGCCAACAAAGCGACUUGCCCGGAACAUUCUCAGGACGCGGAGGCACAAAAGUUUCUGAUCACCGCCGAGAGUCUACGGCUGUUCGACGCCGUGAAAAAAUCGACGAUUCCCGGCGGCUCGUACGAGUCGCCGGAAUGCGAAUCGUCUAACUCGAUCAAGAGAUCCAUCGAGCGGAACACGCUGCGUCGGAGCCUGAUCGGCAAGUACAACACGAUAUCGCGCAAGAAGAAUCUACGGCCCAAGAAUCUGUCGUUGGAGGAGCGAAUCAGGCAACUCACGUGCGUUGAUCAGGAUGACGAGAACGUGACGGACACGACGGACAGCUCCGAUAACACCAAUUCUGGUACGGGAGAUGUCAAGUAUCAGGGCGGAGAUCUCUCGAUACGAACGUCACCGUUGGGCGAGGAACGGCCUAUGUGCGAGUCGCUGCCGGCGAGUGUGGCUUCAACGGAAACCACUGCCACUUUAACGAUGGUCCCGACAAGAUCGAGCUCCCUGACGACGAUGACGACAACGACAGCGAUGACGACAACAGCGGCGAACACGAUGACGUCCGCGAACACGCACGGGCACAAUUCGAUGCUCGGAAUGCCGAUGCUGGUGACGGACAACCCGCCGAAUCCCCAAUCGUCCACCUACCGGAAGAUCACGGAUCUGUUUGCGCACAAGAAGAACAUCCAGCCGAAUUUGCCCGAUCUCGGGAUCGGCGGUAGGAAUCUCCUCGCCAAAGAAUGUCAAUCCAAGAAUCCAUUGACAAAGAUGAACUCGGACGUGCGAAAGCAGUUGUUGGCAAGUCUGGCGCCGCUUUCUUGCGUCGCCGUCAACAACUCUGAUAAUCAGGACGAUUAUUAUCGAAACGAGUCCAGGAUACUGGCGAAUCGCGAGUCGAUAAACUAUAACUCGGACUCGUCGUACAGUUUGGAGGACAUAGAGGCGGUUUUGAACGGCGAGGAUAGAAAGUACGCCGGUCAACCGGAUGUGACGAGAUGCACACCGAUAGGCAGCAGACCUGAUAUUGGCGACAACGCCACUGAUGAGCUGCUCGCGUUUGUCGAGCAGGAUAAGUCGAGGAUGGAGCGGAUAAAACGCCGCUAUAACGAGACGGAGGACCGUUACGCGUUCAUUAACGGCUAUCAUUCCGAGGACAAAGCCGUGAAUACAUCGUCCAACGAGAAUUAUGACGGCAAAGGCGUCAAGAACCACGACGCUCAGGCGGACAACGAGCAAGAGGACGACGACGACGACGAGCUCAACGAUUACGGUUUCAAUCGGCGACCAUCGGUGACGGGCAUCAAACAGCAGUACGAAGCUACCAACGACGUUGCCCAUCGACCGCGAUCUUGUGUUGGUGCGGCCAACAACUUCAACGACGCGAGACCGAGCUCAAUGUACUUGCCAAUGUACUGCGACGUGAACGGCGACAAGAUCGACGCCAAGUCGCUGUUGGCCGCCGAUGGAGACGAGACGAUUCCCAUAUCCGUUGACGCGUAUGCCGCGAUAGGAAGCUUCGAGCGAGACACAAAUACGAUCAAUCGAAUAAACACGAUGCAGAGACAGAUCGACGACAUAUAUCAGACUAUCGCCGAAAGCACGGCGGUCACGGCCAACAUUCAGGGUGUCUCCGAGCACGCGACCUAUCUGGAGAACGCGGUACCGCGGCAGUUUGUCGUCAGGACACCGUCCGGUGACGGCGCCGCGCAUCUGUACGCCGAGCACAGGAACGGUCAUCACUAUUUCCAGGAGCAGCAACAGCAGCAGCAGCAGCAGCAGCUUUCCAACACGCGCAUGUUGCGUAUCGCGGGCGGUGGCGACGAUGUUGCGGGCGCGAUAUAUACCAAUACCCUCUCAAAGAUGCAACGCCGCAACCCACCGGUAACGAUUGCAAAUUAUCACUGCAACGUACUGCCCGGCGGUGCCGUACCCAACACCACCAAGUGUUAUCGCACCAUGUACUUCGUGCCGUACAGCGGCAUAUCGGAUCCCACGUAUCAGAACUUACAGCGCAUCCUGCCACCGCAUUCCUCGCCAAACUACGCCAGUCACAUCGAACGAUACCCAUAUCCCCGUCUGAAUAAGACGAGUCAGCAACAACAGACGUUGUACUACAACGCGAAUCGUUCCGCCACGUCGCAUUCCAAUUUGAAUACAUCCCCGCCCGUACCUCCCCCUCCCCCGCCACCACCGCCGCUCGCGUCCGUCUCGAGUCCGAACUCCCUGCAGGGCAGCCAACAAGCCUUGCACCUACAUAUACACCCGCACCCGCAGACCGAGGAAGCCUUUCGAUCGCCCAACAUGGCGUUCUCCCCCGUGCCGCACUCGGCGGUGCAUCAUCCCAUGCAGUUCCAUCAUCAUCAGCAUCAACAUCAGCAUCUUCACGGCGGCGAGAUGGCAUCGUAUCGGAUAAUGACGCAGCAGUCGCCACCUUCGUAUACGGUAAUCGCGCCCUCGAGAUGUAUUCCGGCGAGUAAUCAGGACGGCUACCCGUUGUAUCCGGCGCAUCUGGCACGCGGUAACGCUGUCGCCGGCGCCGCGGCGGACGUGCAAACGCAGACGAUCACCGUCUCGGCCGCCUCAUCGUAUUCAUCCUCCUCAUCCUCGUCCUCGUCGUCGUCCUCCUCCUCGUCCUCGUCGUCGUCCUCGGCGUCUGCGUUGUCAUCGUCCUCGUCUACCGCUUCGGCCACCAUCGCUCCCCUCAAAUGCACCGGGAUCAGCAACAAGAGCUGCGAACAACCGAUCUUGGGAGCGUCUUACAACGGCGCGCAAUCAGCGACAGUCAAUGUCGCUCCGCUCGUGUGUUCGACGUCGACGACGACGACAGCCGUAUCCUCGAUGACGCCGAUGCAACUGCCACGGACCGUCAACACGUGCGCGGUAACGGAACGCGGUGUCCCCGAAGGCGCCGCCAGCCUGCCCACCCGGGACUUUCAACAAUCGUCCAGCUCGGCGAACUCGACGCCGCAUGUCCUGCUGAUGUCCAACUCUUACGUCGAUCCCAACGCCGGUCUUAUAUCCACCCCGAACAAUACUGCGAACACGGUGUACUACGCCAUGAACGUUUGAAGACAAACGACGAUGGAAUAUGGAAAUUGUGAAUGUGCGUCCGAUGAAGGAUGUCUGAAAAAUUUCGCGGAGAUUUAGAGAAUCGUUGCGAUAUCCUUGCGGAUACGUUUGCGUCGCCUAAGAAGUAUUAUAUGAAGAAUCUUUUAGAAGCCAAACUGAUCGAUCCCACUUUUUGUAAAUUUCUUAAUUUUAGUACCAGAGUACGCGUGUGUGACUAGCGCUAAAAUUCUGCUAUUAAAAUUAAAAAAUUUAUGAAGAAUAGAGUUGAUUAGUUCUUUUUCUCUGAGAGGCUCAUAUCGCAUCGCUACGCCUCGAGUGAUUUUGACGAGUGUUUUAUAUGUAACGGAGAUGCGCGUUAAACUAGAGAGAGACUCGCCGUUUUUCCCACCUCCUUCUGCAAUCGGUUGCAUGCACUGUAGCGGAAGUUAUUCAUCUUGACGGCGACGUUCAUCAAGGGUAAAAUUUUUCUCUUAAUUCUAUCCAAUUUGGUAUAUAUCGCUUUCUUCAUUCUUUCUAUUUUAUCUUUUAUCCAUGCUUUUAUCUUUUGCAUUUUUUUACACGAUUAAAAACAACGCAAAAAGAGCCUCGUUUACAGAGAGCCUAAUUUUCUUUUAGACUACAAGAGUUAUAUUUUUUCUUAUAGAGAUGCGACUGACAAGACCCGUGUAGGAUCUGCGUAGGAUUAUAUUAGGCAUUGAAUGAAAUCAUAAACGAUUUUUAGACACGAAUAUAUAUUCGUUGCAAACUUUUCACUAAUAUAUAUUAUAUAUAUAACGUAGUAAAAAUAUUAUUAGAGAAAGUAUAUAUGUAUAUGUGUUGCGCUAUAUUGCACUUACAUUAAUGCACUCCGAUACUAUUUUCGUUACGUUACUUGACAUACAAUUGUCAUUUACACGAUAUCGGUAUUACAGCGAUAUAAUAUAAUAUGUUAGUUUGAAAAUUAUAUUAUUUUACACGCCCGUUAUAUCACAUCGCGAUAUUGUAACACUGUACAAACUUUCUACAGCACUGUAGAUAUUUUCACGUAGUGAUCAGCGAUUUUAGGAUUUAUUCCUUUUCUAUAGGAUUGUAGAUAUAGCGACAGAGAUGGAUAGUACAUUGUUAAACACUAUCGUCAUUUAUGAUCUGACGAAGUUGUUAAUUUUUUGUUUUGAAUUACGACGAUAAUUUAUAAAACGCGAUCGGGACGUUAACGUUAAAUUGGAAAAAUUGACGGAGAGAAGACCUGUCACGGGAAAAUAUAUCGUGUAAGAAUUCUUCUAUAAAGAAGAUGCGGCAGCGUCUAUAUGUUACACUCCAUAAUAUUUCCGGAGAAAGAGAGAGAGAAAGAGAGAUAAAAAUUCCGCUUUGUUCCAUAUUUUAUGUAGUAAAACUUCGUCUCUUAGAACGAAAUACGUUAUUCCCUUGAAUUUCAAUUGUACGCUUUAUGCCAAAUUAAAACGUAUCAAUGCCUCUAGUCAGUAUAAAAUUAGUCUACGAUGUAAGAGAUACACGUGAAGAAAAUACGCGUCGAAAAGAAGAGAGAUAAAGAAAUAUAAGAUAUAAUUCUUACUCUUGUUAGCUAAUUUCUUCAUCUCGCGCCGUCAACGGGGUUCGCCCGAGAUUCUUUCUCGCGUAUAACGGAGGAUCCCAAGAACGCGGCGCGUUAACCGAAACCAAAAUUAUGUAGCGUAUCUAUAUUUACAGUUACAGUAGAAGCGACAAAUAUGUUUAACGAUCCUUUGACAUUUCUUAAUGACGGCAAAUAUUAUAAAUAGACGUACAUAUAUACACAGGGAGUAAGUACAAAGUACUCUGCUUACAAUUAGAAGACAGAAUAUUUGUUACGGUUAUUUUGCGCUCUCAUUCUUCAGCAACACUCGUCGGCAUCUCUCAUCAGGAACUCGUUGAAAGUACAACCGUCUCGCGUAUAAUUGUCUCCCGUGUUCGUAUAAAUCAUCUUAUUCUAUCGAAGACCGACAGUUACGUAGUUCGAAUAGACAAUAUAUAGGGACACGCGAAUCUAUUUUUUAGCGUAGCCACUUUCGCUAACUCACUUCCGAGGGAAACGUAUCCUAUAUACAUAAAGUAAUAUCUCUAAAUAAGAUCGAGGAAUAAGAUCGCACGGCCUAUAUACAGUUCACACUCGUGGAACAAGAUAGAUAGUUAUUUAUUUUCUUCGUGCCAAAAAAGAAAAAGAAAAAAA